AUGAACUACACAAAUAGCUCACCAAGUCAUGUGACAUAUCGCGAGAUUAAGGCGUCCUUGAAGAUCUCGAAGACCUCAAUUCAAAAAAAAUUACAUGAAGAAUUAGGAGUAAGAAAAUUAGUUUCUCGUUGGAUACCCCACCUGUUGACUGAAGAGCAGAAAGCAGCCAAGGUUAAUUGGUGUCAAAAAACGCUUGACCGUUUCAAUUCCGGAAACUCAAAAAAUGUGUACAGCAUUGUUAGUGGUGACGAAUCGUGGAUUUACUGUGAAGAAAAGCCUACAAAAGUCAUCCAUGGUCGCGAUAUAUUUGUGUCAAAAGCGGGUCAUAUUGCAACAAUUCCUCUUAAUGAGCAAAGAACUGUUACUGCGGAUCGGUAUACCACCAUUUGUUUGCCAAAGGUCAUCACCGAGCUUCGAAAAAUCAACCCCGAAAGAAGAAUCAUCUUCCACCAAGAGAAUGCAAGCUCGCACACAGCCCAAAAAACAAGGCAGUAUUUAACGGAAGAAAACGUGGAAUUAUUGGGCCAUCCUCCAUAUAGUCCUGAUCUAAGUCCUAACGAUUUCUUUACUUUCCCGAAAAUUAAAAACAGACUGCGUGGUCAAAGGUUCCAGUCACCAGAAGAAGCAUGA
Acanthoscelides obtectus is the source of this 630-nucleotide messenger RNA. Lineage: Eukaryota; Metazoa; Arthropoda; Insecta; Coleoptera; Chrysomelidae. The record is from the annotation of a GenBank genome assembly.